Entamoeba dispar SAW760 is the source of this 585-nucleotide messenger RNA. RefSeq lists its product as uncharacterized. Gene Ontology annotation, molecular function: GTPase activity; GTP binding. The record is from RefSeq and is a predicted model, not a curated record. The coding region runs from base 1 to 585 and encodes 194 amino acids. Lineage: Eukaryota; Evosea; Mastigamoebida; Endamoebidae. The transcript is spliced from 3 exons.
AUGACAGAAGUUAUUCCAAUUGGUAUUGUUAUGUGGGGAAAAGAAAAAGUUGGUAAAUCAACGAUUGUAAAUGUAUGGAGCGACACUCCACAGCCUUCAAGUUAUGACCAUCACGAACCUCGCAAGGUUGAAGUUGAUUAUCCAAUAGGAAAAACAACACUAAAACUACAAAUCUAUGAUGUUGCGGCAGAAAAUAUUGAAGAUAACUCAGUAACAAUGGAAACCCAUAAUAAAUCAGGACCAAUUCAAAUUUUUGUAAUGUCAGCUGAUGAAGAUAAUGACGAUGUUGAUUAUUGUCGUACUCUUUUUGAAAGUCCAAUGUGGAGUGCUGAUGACGUUAAGUUAACAGUAAUUAUUUUAAAUAAAAUAGACAUUCAACAUAAUAACAAUGAAGAACUUCUUAAAAGUUUCUUAGAGAAAUAUCCUAAAGUUUUAUUCUUUAAAACAACAAUUAGUGAUCCGGAAGGAAUUAAAAAAGCUCUUUCAACAAUUGUUCAAGAAUAUGCAUCUGAAACAGGAAUUAAAUUAACUAAGAAAAAUAAAAAAGAAAAAAGUUCAAAGAAACAAGGUUGUAAGAAUCAAUAA